AUGCAGAUUUCGAUCAAGACAGUAAAGGGUAAGAGCAUAAACCUAGAGGUUGCAGAUAGCUCAGACACGAUCGACCUCAAGAUCAAUGGAGAGCCGACACGUCAAUUGGUACUGCGUCUCGGUCCGGCUGUACUCAUGCGGAUUUUUGUAUCGACUAUAAAGGAGAAAACAUUUAUCCUGGAGGUGAAGGGGUCCGAUACCAUUAAAAAACUCAAGUCCAUGAUCCAUGAUCAGGGAGGCCCACCAGUGGAUCAGCAGGAUCUAAACCAUCUUGGCACGAAGCUCAAGAACAAUGCCACCAUAUCUGACUACAACAUCAAGCCCGACGCGAACCUUGUCAUUAUGCAGAAUGGUUGUAUCUGCUGAUUUUUUUUUGUUUUUUCUAAAAUAAAGCUACUUAUCUGUUCUAAAAACAUGGUGG
Messenger RNA from Arabidopsis thaliana (thale cress), 421 nucleotides. RefSeq names its product polyubiquitin-like protein. NCBI's taxonomy places the organism in Eukaryota, Viridiplantae, Streptophyta, Magnoliopsida, Brassicales, Brassicaceae. Bases 1 to 366 code for a protein of 121 amino acids. The transcript has a single exon. Gene Ontology annotation, molecular function: mRNA binding. The record is from RefSeq and is marked reviewed.